AUGUCUUCCUCAAAAGGGGAGCAAAAAAAAUGGUUUUCCUUGGAAAGGGCAUCAGAAGGAAGCAAAAAAGAAUGGCUUUCCAAGGAAGUAGAAGCAAAUACUAGUUUGCAAAAUCAAAUUAUAGAAUUAAAAGCAGAAUUAGAAAAGAUUACUAGACCAUCAAAUCAACAUAUUAAAGAUAUAUUAGUUUAA
Entrophospora sp. SA101 is the source of this 192-nucleotide messenger RNA. Lineage: Eukaryota; Fungi; Glomeromycota; Glomeromycetes; Entrophosporales; Entrophosporaceae. The record is from the annotation of a GenBank genome assembly.